This is a messenger RNA of Sorghum bicolor (sorghum), 744 nucleotides long. RefSeq lists its product as uncharacterized. The transcript has 2 exons. The record is from RefSeq and is a predicted model, not a curated record. The coding region runs from base 1 to 744 and encodes 247 amino acids. Lineage: Eukaryota; Viridiplantae; Streptophyta; Magnoliopsida; Poales; Poaceae.
AUGGUCACCCGAUCACGCAUUGGGACCUUCAAGCCUAAUCCACGCUACGCAAUGCUCUCCUCCACUUCUCCAUCACCUAGCCCCAAAUCCGUGCGGAUUGCUCUCAAGGAUCCAAACUGGCUCGCCGCCAUGGCCGCUGAGUUCGACGCUCUGCAACGAAAUCACACCGGGCGCCUAGUUGAUCCCCCGCAUGGUGCCAACAUUGUCAUCGGGAAAUGGGUCUUCAAGCAUAUGUUCAAUCCAGACGGGACUCUCGAGCGGCAUAAAGCCCGAUGGGUGGUUCGUGGCUUCACGCAACAGCCUGGAGUUGACUUCGGCGAGACCUUCUGCCUCGUCGUGAACCCAGCUACAAUCCGCAUGGUGCUCACCAUCGCCACCUCACGCAAGCAAAUCUUCUGGCAACAACCGACGGGGUUCGUCAACGCCGCGCGACCCAAUGUUGUUUGUCUUCUUGACAAAUCCCUCUACGGUCUCCGACAAGCGCCCCGAGCUUGGUUCGAAUGGUUUGCUGCCUUCAUCAAGUUCCUAGGCUUCGUUGCCACCAGAUCCGACUCGUCGCUCUUCACAUUACGCCGCGGUGGUGCCACUGCCUACCUUCUUCUGUACAUCGAUGACAUCAUCCUCACCGGCUCCUCUAUUGCGCUGCUCAACCUCAUCAUCGACAAGUUGCGCGCUGAGUUUGCCAUCAGGGGCAUGGCCGAUCUACAAUUCUUCCUUGGCAUUGAUGUACACUGCACAACAUAG